Anisakis simplex (herring worm) is the source of this 687-nucleotide messenger RNA. The record is from the annotation of a GenBank genome assembly. Lineage: Eukaryota; Metazoa; Nematoda; Chromadorea; Rhabditida; Anisakidae.
AUGGGAAGACGCUAUUUUCGUAACCAAAACUACAAGAAACUCAAGGCUGAAUGCUGUCGUAAAAAGAAUCUUUUUGUGGACAUUGAAUUUCCACCGACGAACACGUCGUUAUUCCUGGACGAAGGCAAUCAGCAUAAGGANCUUGAAUUAGCUGAUGAUCCGAAAUUAUUUGUGGAAGGCGCAACGCCGAAUGAUGUUACUCAAGGAAUCCUGGGAAACUGUUGGUUUGUUUCCGCAUGCUCAGCGCUUACCCACAACGAAGCAUUGCUUAAUAAGGUAAUACCAGACGCAAAGGAGCAGGAAUGGUCACCAACAAACGCAUAUUGCGGUAUAUUUCGGUUUUGUUUCUGGCGUUUUGAUGAAUGGAUUGAAGUUGUUGUUGAUGAUUUAUUGCCGACACGUGAUGGAAAGCUUCUGUUUGCACGUUCAAAGACACCCAACGAAUUUUGGAGUGCACUCUUGGAAAAAGCUUUCGCUAAGCUUUACGGUUGUUACGAGAAUCUUGUUGGGGGUCAAUUGGCCGAUGCAUUGCAAGACGUGUCUGGUGGUGUAGCAGAAACGUUAAACGUUGCUAGAUUAGUUGGUAACGACAAGAGCGAUUCUGAGGAUCAUCUCUUCCACAGGAUUAAAGCCGCAUUCGAUCAAAAAGCACUCAUCGUCGCUGCAAUCGCUGUACGCUCAAUGUGA